This is a messenger RNA of Manis pentadactyla (Chinese pangolin), 4122 nucleotides long. It is a transcript of the gene CDK17, whose product is annotated as cyclin dependent kinase 17. Lineage: Eukaryota; Metazoa; Chordata; Mammalia; Pholidota; Manidae. Gene Ontology annotation, cellular component: cytoplasm; nucleus. Gene Ontology annotation, molecular function: ATP binding; protein kinase activity. Gene Ontology annotation, biological process: protein phosphorylation. The coding region runs from base 344 to 1915 and encodes 523 amino acids. The record is from RefSeq and is a predicted model, not a curated record. The transcript has 16 exons.
GACCCCGGGCUGAGCGCGGCCGAGGGCCCGGGCGGGCCGCCGGUGCGGUGCGGGAGGCGCAGGCCCGGCCGGGAAGUUGAGAGAGGGAGGCGCAGUGCCGGCGCCCCUGGGGUACCGCGCGGACCCCAGGGCGCAGAGGCAUUUCCGGGGGUGGGGCGGGGCGUGGUGGGGUGUGGGUGUCGGACGGGCUCCUUCGCUGGACGCACCUCCAGCCGCCGCCCCGGUGCUUCGCUGCCGUUCUGGUCUCCGGGGGAGGCCGGUCUCCCCGCGAGGCCGAGGAGGGGACGAGGCAGAAAGUCCCCCGAGACACAAAGGAUUUUUCAAGUCACAUUCAACUGAUAGGAUGAAAAAAUUUAAGAGAAGACUAUCCCUCACGCUUCGAGGAAGCCAGACUAUUGAUGAAUCAUUGUCUGAAUUGGCUGAACAAAUGACUAUUGAAGAAAAUAGCAGCAAGGAUAAUGAGCCUAUUGUGAAGAAUGGCAGGCCUCCAGCCUCUCACAGUAUGCAUUCCUUCCUCCAUCAGUACACAGGGUCCUUCAAGAAGCCUCCAUUGAGGAGACCACAUAGUGUUAUUGGAGGAAGCCUCGGAUCCUUUAUGGCAAUGCCUAGAAAUGGAAGCAGAUUAGAUAUUGUUCAUGAAAAUCUAAAAAUGGGAUCAGAUGGUGAGAGUGACCAAGCUUCUGGGACAUCAUCUGAUGAAGUCCAGUCACCUACGGGUGUUUGUCUUAGAAAUCGUAUACAUAGACGGAUCUCAAUGGAGGAUUUAAAUAAGCGGUUAUCACUGCCUGCAGAUAUAAGAAUACCUGAUGGAUAUCUGGAAAAGUUGCAGAUAAACAGUCCACCAUUUGACCAACCAAUGAGCCGAAGGUCUCGUAGAGCUUCCUUAUCAGAAAUUGGAUUUGGGAAAAUGGAAACCUACAUCAAAUUAGAAAAGCUUGGAGAGGGUACAUAUGCAACAGUAUAUAAAGGAAGGAGUAAAUUGACAGAGAAUUUGGUGGCAUUAAAGGAGAUACGAUUGGAACAUGAAGAAGGUGCGCCCUGCACAGCUAUAAGAGAAGUUUCACUAUUAAAGGAUCUAAAACAUGCAAAUAUAGUAACCUUACAUGACAUUGUUCACACAGAUAAAUCUUUGACUCUGGUCUUUGAAUAUCUGGAUAAAGACUUAAAACAGUACAUGGAUGACUGUGGAAACAUCAUGAGUAUGCACAAUGUUAAGCUGUUUUUAUACCAAAUUCUACGUGGUUUGGCAUAUUGCCACAGAAGAAAGGUAUUGCACCGAGACUUGAAACCGCAGAACCUCCUCAUUAAUGAAAAAGGAGAAUUAAAGCUAGCAGAUUUUGGACUAGCCAGAGCCAAGUCAGUUCCCACAAAGACAUACUCAAAUGAAGUUGUCACGCUGUGGUACCGGCCUCCUGAUGUGCUUCUCGGUUCCUCAGAGUACUCAACACAGAUUGAUAUGUGGGGUGUUGGUUGCAUUUUCUUUGAAAUGGCUUCUGGAAGACCUCUGUUUCCAGGAUCAACUGUGGAAGAUGAACUGCACUUAAUUUUCCGACUGCUAGGAACUCCAUCUCAGGAAACUUGGCCAGGUGUUUCUUCAAAUGAUGAAUUCAAGAACUACAACUUUCCAAAGUAUAAACCACAGCCUCUGAUUAACCAUGCUCCCAGGUUAGACUCUGAAGGAAUUGAGUUGAUAACAAAAUUUCUUCAGUACGAAUCUAAGAAAAGGGUUUCAGCAGAAGAGGCCAUGAAACAUGUGUACUUUAGAAGUCUGGGACCAAGAAUACAUACUUUACCUGAAAGUGUAUCAAUAUUCAGUUUGAAAGAGAUUCAGUUGCAAAAGGACCCAGGUUUUCGAAAUUCUUCUUACCCAGAGACAGGUGUGUUUGUCAUAAACCAUUUCACAUGUCGAUCAUGAAAUUUUGCGUGGAACCAAGUUUUUGAUUUAUAAAUCAGUAAAAUUAUUGAUGUAAAUUACAGCCAAUGUACAGUGCAUUCCACAGCUGUGUAUGUUUAGCGUUGCACGUACUCACUUUUCUAUGAUGUGGGCAGCUCAGUAUUCUUCAGAAAGAAAUCUGACUCAGUCAAGUCAGGGAUCCUGAAAGCUGCAGAUGACACAAAGACCUUUUACAAGUGGCCUGGCUUGAUCACUGCACACGCCAUCCCUGGUACCUGAGGCAGAAGACACAUCUUGUGCUUCCCUAGUCAUCAGGUUCAUCACUUCGAAGCAUAGAAGCUGUAGACUGACCCUAUCAACAAGAGGGUCAUUUAAGACAGUGCUGAUCACUCUUACCGUGGAAUAUUAGCUUUUGCUGGUGGGAACAUUAGCUUCCUAGAGUCACCAAAUACUGUAUGUGGGAAUAACCUGAAACUUGAACUGCCUCAUAAAAUGACUUUAUAUUUUAGGACAUGGGAAGAACAGAAGACAGAGCAUGCUCUUUUAAGUCUGAUAACAUGGUUUCAAGCCCAGCCCCCAGCCUUUCUUAUCAAUCAAGGACUCAGAUCUGAAGGCAAUUUUUUCUUUUGGUGGACUUGGAAUCUCCGUUUGUCUACACUGUCCUCUUCACAGUGGAGUCUUUUUAUUUUAGACCUACAGAUUGUUUUUAUAUUUGUUGUCACAGUGUGACAAUUUUUUUGUACAGUUGGUUUUAAGGUCUUCUCUGCCAGUAGAGCCAGUAGGUUACAGCUAUUGAUGUAACUAUAGCUGCAAUUUUUGUGCAGGACUGAGAAACACAGUGCAUUAUUUAUUGCGGAAUCAUUGCUGCUAAAUAACUACUGUUUAUUUAACACAACAGUUGAAUGCCCGAAGAAGUUGCAGUGGCUUUAUUAUAUGUGAAUGCAACUGUUUCUCCUCCCGAAUUGUUUUACUGCUGCAUUUCUUGUUUUAAACUGCAUUGUUUCCUGGAAUGUAAAUUUAGCUUUGCUUAACAGUAAAAUAAGUGAGCCAUCUUGAACACUCUAAGUUCAUGCUAUGUAAUUUUUUUAUUGGACAUUGGCAAAUAGAGUAGCUAAGAAAUUGAUAAGCACAUUAUGUUAGGAAAGCAUGAGAUGCAGAAGUUGAUUCAAGCAAGUGAAUACCUGACAUUUUGGGGGUCUCACAUUAAAUUAAAGCACCAAAAUUAUUUAUUUUUACCUUUUCUGAUUUUAGAAAUAUUUACUACAUAUUAUUGGAUAUUAGUAUACUAAUACAUUUACCUAUUUUACAUUGUGCUUUUAUUUAGUUAAAACUAAACCAUAAAAGUCCAGUCAAACAUGAGAAGUCUUGUUUUUGUUUGUUUUAAAUAUAAUUCUUUUAAUAGAAAAGAUGAGACUUUAUUGGGGAACAAUUAAUUUCAUCUGGGGCCUGUGUAUGUGUGUGUUUUAAUACAUUCACUUGGAAUCAGCUGAAAGCUGUAAUAUGUCUUUGAAAUGAGCCAUGAUAAAUACAAAUGAGAUAAAUGAGAACUUAGCGGAUUGUUUUAAAGUAUUGUAGGUAUUAUCUGUUUACCAGAAAUAGUAAAUAUUACAGUUUUAGUUAUGCAUCUCUUUGAACAUCAUCAACACACUUGAGUGUUGGUAACAGUGUUUUAGCAGUUGUGUUCACUUUUAAGGACUAUUUGUUUAGUGCAUCUUACAAACUACAACUCUUAAUUGAUAUAUUUUGAAAUGGUGGUGUAAAUUUUUGGCUUAUAUAUCAUGAAAAUAGUCAUAAAUUAAUUUUUUUCCUGAUUCACUGUAAAACAUUCAGGGGUCCUACCAUUUCUGUUCAGGAAAUCUUGUAGUUUAUUGUUAUUUAACAGUAUUAAGUGGAUCUUGUAUAUUUCAUUUUAACUUUAUUUGUGAAUAGUGAUUGUGGCAUGUUUGGAGUGUUAUUUUAAUAUUUCAUAAUACUGAAAUUUUAAUUUUAAAAUUAAAAAAACAUUUUUCCGGAAGAAACAGAUUCAUGUAUAAUGGUGAAUAUUGGACCACUGCUGCUUUUCACAUUUGUAAAUUGGUUUUAUGUUAAACCCUGUAGCCUAACAAACUGCUGUUAUUUCUAACUGACAGACAUGUAUUAAUAUUGUACUUUGAAGGUUAUAAAUAUAUGUGGAAAUUCCUCCAUUUUGUUUUGAAAUUUAUAAUAACUAAAUCUUCAUGUUGUUAAAA